UUAUGUUUGCAGUCUAAACAUGGCUGACGAUAGUGGUGGUUGGUUUUCAAGGAGUUUAGUAGAAUAUUUAAUUGUUUUUUAUUCCGUUAAAAAAUGUACACGUUUUAUUUUAUAGAAAAGUAUAAUUAUUAUUUAGUGAUAUGCCUGGAUCGCGGAAAGCGGCAAGGCGAAGGCUGAAUCCGCAUGAAAACAACAAGAAAUGUUUGGGAGAUGUUACUUUGUACGAUUUUGCUAAUUCUCCAUCUGGUAAUCACGCGAGGCUUAAAAAAUCAACAACAAACGUAUCGUCUGAAGUGAAACAAGGUAUGAUCAAGCAGGAAGAUAACCGAGCAUGGGAUGAAAAGCUUGAUGAUUUUGAAGGAGAUUUUGAACUAGUCGAACAAGAGAAUGAGGAUGGUAAAAAAGAAGUUAUCCUUAAAAAACAAUCAAAACCUUGCAGAAGAACAAAAUUGAAAGAACUUCCAACGGCAGAUACAGGUGUUCAAUAUCCGUUGGAUGUUUGGUUUUUGAUAUCAGAGUACAUUAGACCCGAAGAUGUUGGAAGAUUUGCGGGUAUCUGCAAGAGUGCGUUUCAUGUUGUAAACACGGCAAAGUUUUGGUUCCACAUGUACAAACGAUUCUAUAAGUCAAGUGCUGGUCUACCGGAACGUCUCCAACCAGAAUGCAUGGUGCGCUUAUAUGGCCUGAGAACUUGCGUCAUAAGAACACUUCAUUACAGUUAUUUUCCACAAAAAAUAGACACGCAAGUCUUAGAUGCGAGUGUACAAGAGGAUCCUCAUUCUCUUUUAAAACGUCAGUGCUGUCUGAUGUGGCACCAGAAGGGUAAAAAUCAAUGGUUCUUCUUCUUUAAACUGAAAGAGGUGACACUAAGCAGCCGUAGACUGUCUUGCCGUAAUACAGAAGUGAAGCCUCGGCCAGACCUGAUUGAGAUGUUAGAGGACGUAUCUGCAAAUCCAGAAGACAGUUGCAAGAUCCUCCGGGUUACAUGCUCGAAAUAUACGUUAGCGCCUCUCGUGAUAGGCCUAAUUCUGCAGUCGGUAUCGAUCACAUUAUCACCAGGCUUUCGUCAUCAUCGUUUGCAUCUGGGAUUUGGAACAGCCUUGACACCAAAGACACCAGCGAGCCAAGUGUUACUUUUAGACGGAGUAGUCGGUGUGAGAGUUCUCGAUUGGUGGCAUCCGUUGUAUCCGCAUCAACACGCAGCGUCCGCUGUCUUACCACCCUCCGAUGACGCUUGGGAUUAGGGUUAGUCCAUUGGAUUCUUUCAGAGUUUCAAUAACAUUAUAAAAAAACUAGAAAAUCCAUUAUCAGAACUCCGUGAGCUAUGUGAUGAUAUUAAUAGACCCCCCCCCCCCCCCUCUUUUACCCGCCUUUUUUUUGUUUCACUGUUAUUUUUGUUAUUUUCCGUUUGGAAGUAGUUGCGUAUCACCAAUUUGUUUGCAUUGUUUUUUUUUCCACCCAGUUCCAACUUUUAAAUUUAUUUUUAAACAUUGAUCUUACAUCCAAUACGGGAUGUAAGAACAAUUUGUUGCUCUUCGAGUUUCCGAUCUAGAUACUCGGUUUUAUCCUUUGCUAAGCUUAUCUACCACAGUAUUGAGAUGGCUUUAUAAAUUCAAUUGUUCACCAUUAGAGUGUCAUCUUCCAGACGCCAAUCUGAGGUAUGUUUUAAACUUAGGUUGCAUUAAGAAAGGAAAUCCUAAAAUACUUACAAGUUUGGAGCAACUCUGAUCCCCUGCCUCUGUACCGCAUAUCAAAAUCCAGCCGACUUCUAAUCAUCCCGAUCCUGUCGAAAAUCUAUCCUAAGUCUAGUGUACGGUAAAAAAUAAUUACAACAUUACUUUAAUCGACUUGAAUAGCCAGUUUAUGAGAGUGAGAUACUACAUGUGACCAAAAUAAAGAUCAUCGCAGCAAUAUGUUUAA
Molecule: messenger RNA, 1920 nt
Organism: Athalia rosae (coleseed sawfly)
Lineage: Eukaryota; Metazoa; Arthropoda; Insecta; Hymenoptera; Athaliidae
Gene: fsd
Product: transmembrane protein 183
Exons: 8
Coding region: 141-1244 (367 amino acids)
Biological process (GO): regulation of protein stability
Cellular component (GO): SCF ubiquitin ligase complex
Source: RefSeq, a predicted model, not a curated record